AGGUCGUCCCCGUCGUCUUCGUCGCUGCCUCGGCCUCCGACGUCUCCGGAGUCCAGCAGGUCUUGGUCCUCCGAGUCGGGGAAGGGAGGAGGACUGCGCUCCGAGCUGGUCGCCAUCUUCCAAAUUGGCUUCAACAAAGUUGAGAGCGCCGAGAAGAAAGGCUAUAUCGCGGGUUACUCUGCUUUCACGGCUGCUAAUGUUUCCUCCCGCGGCCCACGCCAGGACACAACACGGCAGUGGCAAGUGAGCGAGCUCGCCUCCGGACGGUGGAAGUGCUCGUAAAAGUGACAGGGAAGUCGGCGGUAGAUUAGGGGAGGAGGCAGAGGGCGCAACGCCGCUGUCACUUUUCACUUCCUGGUUAGCUUAGCUUGGUUCGCGAGUCGGCCCUGCGAUGAGGUGGCGACGUGUCCAGGGUGUACUCUGCCUUCCGCCCGAUUGUAGCUGAGAUAGGCUCCAGCGCCCCCCGCGACCCCAAAGAGAUUAAGCGGUAGAAAUGGAUGGAUGGAUGGAUUCGCGAGUCUCUUCCUGGUUAGCCUAGCUUGGUUCGCGAGUCACUUCCUGUUUAGCUUAUCUUAGCUUGGUUAGCUCGGACAAUAUUCAUGACAAAUUUGUGCUUUGCUUUAAAGAUGUGAUUUUUGGUUUUACACUGUAGGAACAACAAUUCGAAAAUGUAUUCUACCUUUGCAACCUCAUUAUUUCUAUUGGGUAAGUUUUAUAUUCAUAAAUGUAAGUUUCUCAAUAACCGACCUAUCUUUUGCGCUUUUAAAAAAGAUUUUGAACUUUACAUUAAAACGCCCUCUACCUCUAACAACAUAAAAGCUGUGAAAACGAUAAUACUGUGUUGCAAAUUUAAGUUAUUUAAUGAAUCUGAAUGAGCCUUUGUUUAACAUAUAUAUAUUUUUUGUAUUCUAUUUUUGUUAUUUUGAAUUUACAACCCCCUGGCGCUGUUUUCAUAAUGUUUUAUAUUGUUCUUUGACUUACUGUCUGUAAUUUUUUUAAUUUAUAAAUAGACAUAAAAAAAAGCUUGGUUAGCUUAGCUUGGUUCGCCAGUCACUUCCUUGUUAGCUUAGCUUGGUUCGCCAGUCACUUCCUGGUUAGCUUAGCUUCGUUCGCGAGUCACUUCCUGGUUAGCUUAGCUUAGCUUGGUUAGCGUAGCUUCUUAGCUUCGUUCAGCCAUGCUAGCGCGACAACGAGUUAUCUCGCUGGAACAGAUCACGGGUCGACGAGCUAUCUCGCUGGAACAGAUCACGGGUCGGACAAUAAGAAUGAAGCCGGGGAGAGGGGCAGUACAGCAGCUUUUAUGACCGAUUUUUAGGCGAGAUGCGAGGUGUGAAAUCUACCGGAGAUGAAGAGCCUCUUCUCGGUGGGAAAAAACGACAACACAACGAGUGGGACUCCGAUGAAGGUGGAGAAGCAGCGGCACCGACGACGAGGAACGCCCCUCUUCUGCCAGCUGCCCAAGUCCCAGCUACAGUGGCGGUGGCGCCGGAGAAACUUCAUUUGAGAGAAGCGCAUCAAACGAUGGAGCCAAGGCCGCAGAGAGAAGAUUAACAUACGAGGAGGCCGUGGAGGCAGCAGGCUUCGGUUUGUUCCACUGGCUGCUGCUGUUGGUGUGCGGCUGGGCCAACGCCAGCGAUGCCGUGGAGAUCGUCUGCGUGUCCUUCCUGCUGCCCACCGCACGCUGCGACCUCCUGCUCAGCUCCUCCGACAUGGGCCUGCUCACCGCCAGCAUUUUCCUCGGCAUGAUGGUGGGCGGCUACUUGUGGGGCUACCUGGCCGACCUGAGGGGGCGCCGCAGCAUCCUGGUGGUUUCCCUGGCUGUGAAUGGCCUGUUUGGCGCCCUGGCCAGCGUGGCGCCCUGGUUCUGGCUCUUUCUGCUGCUCAGGUUCAUCAGCGGCAUUGGGGUGGGCGGGUCCAUUCCUGUCAUCUUCUCCUACUUCUCUGAGUUCAUGCCCCGACUGCGGCGAGGCGCCAUGAUCAGCGCGCUGGCCACCUUCUGGAUGGCAGGGAACAUUCUGGCUGCAGGCCUGGCUUGGUUGGUGAUCCCCAGAACUUGGACACAUUUUUCCGUGGGUCGCCUGGACUUCCAGAGCUGGCGCGUGUUCGUGGUGCUGUGUUCCAUCCCGAGCCUCACGUCUGCGCUCAUCUUCAAGCUCCUUAUGCCUGAGAGCCCCAAGUUCCUCAUGGAGGCGGGCAGAGAGAGCGAUGCCAUCCGUGUUUUCCGCCUGAUGUUUCAGUUGAACACUCGGGGAAAAGGAGCGUCCUUCCCGGAUGUGAGUUUACAUGUCAGCGUCGUGCAAAGAUCCUACAAGACCGAGACUGAACGUGGUCGUACAGGCCGACUCAUCAGUGCUGUGAAAAAGGGUGUGAUGCCGCUCAAGCAGAUGUUUGAAGGGACGCUCAGAUCCAGAAGUGUGGUCCUGCUCGUAAUCUUCUACUGCAUCUCCUUCGGUUUCUACGGACUGUGGAUGUGGUUCCCGGAGCUGUUUGCCAGACUAGAAGGCGGAGGAUCGCCGUGCAUCAACAUGUCUGCUCCAUCAGGGCAACACAACCAAAGCUGUUACCCUGUCAAGACCGUCGUGUACGAGGAGGGUUUCUUCAUCGCAGCAUCCAACCUUCCUGGCAACAUCUUCACCAUCUUGGUGAUGGACAGUGUUGGAGGGAAGCUGCUGCUCUCCGGCAGCCUGAUGAUGUCCGGUCUCAGCGUCUUCUUCAUCUACCUGGUCCAGACCAAAUUCCAAAGUCUGGUUCUGUCCUGCUUGUUCAGCGGCGUGUCCGUCAUCGCGUGGAACGCUCUGGAUGUGUUGGGGACAGAACUUUACCCCACACAGUUACGCUCGUCAGCGCUUGGCGUCUUCACAGGAGUGGGUCGGGUGGCGGCCAUCACGGCAAACGUGGUUUUCGGCAGGCUGGUGGACAGCUCGUGUGCCGUGCCCAUUCUGAUGGUGUCUGUGCUGCUGCUGGUCGGUGGGUUGGCGGCGCUCUUCCUGCCGCAGAGCAAGCAGACGGCGCUUACCUGACCUUUACCCCUUUUGUGGACUUUCCUUGAUGUCUGUCCUUCAAGGAGUAAAACACCAACAAGUGCCGUUUGCCAACAGCAACUACCCUUUUUUAUUUUGAAUAAAAAAUAUUUUUUAUUAUAUUUACCACAUAUUUAAUCCAAUUAGAACCAACGCCUUUUUUAAUCAUCUGCUAAUCUUUACGUAGUACCAGGACUGACCUGAGGGUGGCAGCAGUGAUAGCACAAUGCUGGAAAGGUAAAACUGUAGAAGAGCUAGGCAAACUGCUUACUAUUGCAGUGAGGCUUUUUAAUUAUGUUAAGGCUUGCAGGACAGAUUAAAUUAACAGCCGUGUAUUUUUCACAAUUAAAACAAGGUAAUCAUACGUUUAUGAAGUUGGUCUCAUGUGCUUCUAAGAUGUUAAUAGACAUACUAUUUGCGUUUGUAUGCUUUACUAACGCAUUUUCAGCCAGCUCGCUUCCUGAGUGGCUCUGUGGUGUUUUUCCGAACUGAGGGCGAAGUCAUUUUUACACAGCGCGCAUCCUCAAGGGACAUUUCGUUGUAAUUGUAGUUUGACUUACUAAUCGUCCAUCCAUUUCCUACCGCUUAUUCCCUUUGGGGUCCCUGGUGCCAAUCUCAACUUCAAUCGGGCGGAAGGCGGAGUACACGCUGGACAAGUCGCCACCUCAUCGCAGUACUUACUCAUCGUGAUUCUCAUUAUAAAUAUUUGUGCCAAAGAUGAAUUAGAUACAUUUUUCUGUAAAAACAAAAGCAGUAUUUUUUUGGAUUUAUGUUUUUUUAUUGGUCAAAUAAAUAAACCUCAAAAAUACUCAAGAGCAGCACACAGUUGUCGUGAAAUAAAACUUGAUCAAAUAAAAUGAGAACUUCGUUACAUGUUCA
This is a messenger RNA of Nerophis ophidion (straightnose pipefish), 3899 nucleotides long. RefSeq names its product synaptic vesicle glycoprotein 2 (gene sv2). The record is from RefSeq and is a predicted model, not a curated record. Bases 1710 to 3020 code for a protein of 436 amino acids. Gene Ontology annotation, cellular component: membrane. The transcript has 14 exons. Lineage: Eukaryota; Metazoa; Chordata; Actinopteri; Syngnathiformes; Syngnathidae. Gene Ontology annotation, molecular function: transmembrane transporter activity. Gene Ontology annotation, biological process: transmembrane transport.